Molecule: messenger RNA, 1059 nt
Organism: Trichoderma aggressivum f. europaeum
Lineage: Eukaryota; Fungi; Ascomycota; Sordariomycetes; Hypocreales; Hypocreaceae
Exons: 1
Coding region: 1-1059 (352 amino acids)
Molecular function (GO): oxidoreductase activity, acting on NAD(P)H
Source: RefSeq, a predicted model, not a curated record
AUGGCCCAGACUCCAGAGAACAAGGCGGCCUGGUUGCCAGCCUCCAAAGUCACGCCGCUUGAGAUUGGCCCAGUGCCAUACACAGCCGCUGGGUCCCACCAGAUUGUGGUGAAGAAUGGUGCUCUGGGCAUUAACUCGGUCGACUGGGCAAAGCAAUUGCUUGGUGAGGGCUUGCUGGGCUAUCUCAGCUAUCCCUUCAUCCUGGGAGAAGAUGUGGCCGGCACCGUUGUCGAGGUGGGCGAGGGCGUAGAGCGCUUCCGCGUCGGCGAUCGUGUCGUGGCCACGGCCUCUGCCAUCUCUGUCAACAACGCCGUCGAGGGCGGAUUCCAGCUAUACACGCCCAUACGCGAGUGGAUGGCCGCGCCGCUGCCAGACACCAUUUCCUUUGAGCAAGCCAGUGUGCUCCCGCUGGCCAUCCUCACAGCCUCUCACGGCUUGUUUGAUAGCGAGUACCUCGGCCUGGCCUUGCCCACCGUGCCUGCGCGCCAGCCCAGCAGCGGCAAACGAGCCGUCAUCAUCACCGGCGGCGCAUCCGCUGUUGGCAGCACCGCCAUCCAGCUCGCGGUUUCUGCCGGCUAUGAUGUUGUGUCGACGGCGUCGCCAAAGAACUUCGAAUAUGUCAAGGCUCUCGGUGCCACGCACGUGUUUGACUACAAGAGCGACACCGUCGUCGACGAUAUCUCUGCCGCUGUGAAGGGCCUCCAUCUCGCCGGCGGCUACUCUAUUGGAGACGGCUCUGUCAAGCUGCUGGCAGCCGUCCUUGCCCAGCACGAAGGCCCCUCCAUCAACAAAUUCAUUGCUCUGGCUGGCGGCCAAGGAGAAGGCACCAAUGACCCGAGUAUUCAGGUCAAAUUCAUCUUUCUCGGUCCGGAUUCUGUUGGUCCUGACGCCAUCGUGGGUAAAAUUUACACAGACUUCCUUCCAGAGGCACUGGCCAAAGGACAGUUUGUGCCAGCACCUGACGCGACGGUCGUGGGCAAGGGACUAGAAAAGAUUCAGGAGGCUUUUGGAGUCCACAUGCAGGGCGUUUCGGCAAAGAAGAUCGUUGUAUCACUAUGA